AUGGAAUAAGAUCUAGAUUAACUUAUGCAAGAAGAUUAGGAUCUUAAUACUGAUCCAGUUUCCUCAGCAAGUUAAACCCAAGAAAUAAAAAAUAGCAAAACAUUAUCACAAGAUAUUAGAGAUGCUUAGAUAUAAUUGAAAGAAUAGUAGCAGAAGUAAGAUUAAUAUAACUAGUUCUUUGAAGAUUUAAUUGAGUAAAAUGAAAACGCUGAGCUUAAAACUCAAAAAUAGGUGAAUUAGUAACAAGAAUAGUUCCUCAAAAAGUUAAGUGAGUUGGAGGAGAAGCAAGUGCUUUGCAAGAAAAUGGGAGUAUAAGCUACUGUUUGGGAUCCUGACAAAAGAAUAUAUGUGACUAAUCCAUUGUUAAAAGAUUUUGAAGUCGAGUUGAAAAAUCACAGAGGAAAAAUAAAAAAUGACAAGGAAUUUCUAUAAGAAUUAGCCGAAAAAGUUCGCUAAGAUUGGUUGGUUAAAAAAGAGCUUGAAAUCAAAGAGAUUCAAGCUUAUUUCAUGGAGAUUGUUACAGAAGAAAAUAAUGAUGACGAUAACUUAAAAUGUGAUAUAUGUUUAGACCCAAAUUCAUAUGAAGAAAAUGCACUAGUGAUAUGUGAAUUGUGCCUUUCUGCAGUCCAUUAAUCUUGUUAUGGUUUAGAUUUGAAACAUUCAGUUCCAGAGGAUAUGUGGCUAUGCCAAAGAUGCAAGUACUUAAAAAGAGAAUACUGUGAUGUAAUUGAAAAGAAAGGAAAAUUGGAAAAAAUUAGUAAGCCUUUUUGCUUGUUUUGUAAUGAUCCUCAAGGGAUAAUGAUUCAACUCGUAGGAGGGCCUCUAGUUGAUCAUUGGGUUCAUGUUCUCUGUGUUAACUGGAACAGCACUUGUUCUUUUCUUUUGAUCAAUAAUGAAAUAGUCUAUUAGUUAGAUAAAUUGCCUGAAGAAAAAAAACUCGAAGAUAAUCAUGAAUGUGAUCAUUGCAAAGACUCAGCAGGUUAUAGUAUUAGAUGUGAUUUUGGCAACUGUUAGUUGAAGUAUCAUCUACUGGAAAAAUAAGAAAAUAGCAAAGAUAAUAAAGUGCAAAGUAAAAUAAUAUAAUUUGAUACAAAGACUCUAUGUGUCUCAGAUGAUGGAAGUAGCACAAUUAAAAUGAUUUAAGAUUAUAAAAGUGAUAACACAUAGAAUAAUACAUAAACUUAAGAAAAGAAAAAACCUAAAAUCACCUUAAAUUUAAGUACGGAUGAUAAGAGAUAAACAAGGUCUGCGAAAAAGAAUUCCUCAUCUGAGCAAGUUUAAAAGCAGCAGAAAAAAGAAAAUUCAACUGAUAAGGCUUUAAAUAAUAAAAAAUAAAUAAAAUAAAAAAGUGAAUAAUCAUCAUUCGAUGAAAAAGAUGAUGAAGAAAGCGAUGCAGAAGAUGAGGAAGAGGAAGAUGAAGCCAAACAUAAAAAAUAAACUAAAAAGAAAGAAACUUCUAAUAAAAAAAGAGAAAAUAAGAAAUAGAAUAAAAAUGAAAAAUCUUCAAAAAAUAGCAAGGACAGUAAAAAUAAAUUUGACAAAUUGAUAUCAGAUAAAUUUCAAAUUGACAAGAAAAAGAAAAUUAAAAAAGCAAUAUAAAAAUCUAAUGAAAGGGACAUCUUUGCUAAAGGCUACUCUCCAUUAGCAAAUAUGCCUAAAAUUAAUCAAUAAAUUAAACCUCUAAAUAAUCCUGUGACUGCUUCACCGCCAAAGUAAAUAUCUGGAUUAAGAAUGCAUUUGCUAGUAGAACAGAUCUUAUAAAAUAAUAUGCUAUAAAAGUAGCAAUAGCUUUAAAAUUAAUAAUAACAAUAAUAAUAAGCUGACUCAACUUAAAACGAUUUGAGUCCUAAAAAACAAACAAGCUCUUAAGGAAGUACCCAUGAUGAUAGUGUUAGCAAUAGUGCACUUACCUCACCUUAGAAAAAUUAUGCUAAUGAUAGCAUAAAAUUGGUAUAGGUUCAUCUUGAACUAGCUAAACUGAUAAAACUGCCUAAAGUUAUUGUUAGAGUCGAAUAGCUUAUAGUAAGAUUUAAGCAAUAUCUAGAGGAUAAGUAAUGUCUGAGAAUUUACCAAAAUUAAAGCAAAGGUGGUGAUAAUUAAGAUUAAGAUGCAGCUGAAGCUAAAUUUUAUAUCGAUUUAACAAGAGAGGAUGAACUUAGAAGCAUGUUUGGAGUAGAAUACAUAAAGGGCUAUAUAGAGGAUGAAGGUGACCUUGAGAUUUAGCUUUGGAAAAAUUUGGAAAAGAUUGUAACUAUUUUAAAAAUACCUUAAGAAAACUGA
Messenger RNA from Stylonychia lemnae, 2280 nucleotides. NCBI's taxonomy places the organism in Eukaryota, Ciliophora, Spirotrichea, Sporadotrichida, Oxytrichidae. The record is from the annotation of a GenBank genome assembly.